Candidozyma duobushaemuli is the source of this 3009-nucleotide messenger RNA. RefSeq lists its product as uncharacterized. NCBI's taxonomy places the organism in Eukaryota, Fungi, Ascomycota, Pichiomycetes, Serinales, Metschnikowiaceae. Bases 1 to 3009 code for a protein of 1002 amino acids. The record is from RefSeq and is a predicted model, not a curated record. Gene Ontology annotation, cellular component: TSC1-TSC2 complex. The transcript is spliced from 3 exons. Gene Ontology annotation, biological process: regulation of cell cycle; negative regulation of TOR signaling.
AUGUCAGGGUCAUCCAGGUCACUUCUACGAAACAUCGCCUCAGUUUUUGAGAAUUGGCCAAAUAACAAGAAUUGGGAUAAAGCGCCCUCCCAGGAUAUCAAGGAUUUGAACGAUUCCAUUUAUGCAUACAAGGAAAAGCACAAUCUGCUUUCAUCACUUUCAUCGCAGCUUAACAACGAGCUACGAUCCAUUCACCGCAAAUAUAUCGAUGAGUCUCUGGAGAUUUCCAAAGAGGUCUUGUUUCUAGAUAUCUUGACUCGACUACUGCCAGUGCUUAGCGCCGAUGAGAUCAAAGUAUGGCUUUCAACCUACCUACUACCAGCAAUUGAAAGCACUGGAUUCGACAAAUCUUUCGUCAGUAAAGCAAGGGAAUUUGUCAGACUGGUUCUGGCUGAAACAUACCCCACAGAUGAUCCUCAAUUAAGAAACCGAAGAGCCUCAAUAGCUCGGAUGGUUCUGGGAUAUAUUUUGCGGAUCUACUUAGGAACUGACCAAGAGGCUUACGGCCUCAUAGGAUUGAAGUAUAAAGAUGCCAGUUCAAAGGACGAAGACACCCACGAAAACAUCGAGAAAGUCAGGUUCAUGGAAACCAAUUGUGCUAUUACCCUACGAGAAUACGGCCAGCGAUAUUCAGAAGACUACUUCACUUUACUUAAUACCUACUUUCAUCUGGUUGACAAUCGACUCAAGACACUCAGCUUGAUAACGUCGUUUGUUGCCUCUAAUACUUUCCACGCAAAAACGAUAAUCAAAACGCCUUUGUUCAAAAGCAUUCUCGUCUGUUUACUGAAUGAUCAAAGCGAAACCAUAAUAGCUUCUGCACUUUCAUUGAUGGUAAUGUUGAUGGGUAAGCUUUGUGAUAAGAUUGCUACCCAUCUACCCGAUCUUCUCGUGAUUUACACUCGCCUUUUGUUGUGGCUGGGCCCAACUAAGCAUGGAAUCUCGAGAGAGGUAACGCCUAAAGCAUCAACUGAAAAAGAGGAGUGGGUCAUAGCUGAGCCUGACCUGGAAACGGUUGCUAUGAGCUCGCAUCUCUACCACAAUGACGAAUUUAACCUUCUGUACUUCACCACUUUGUUGUACGCCUUUUUCCCGAUGAACUUCAUGAGGUUUGGUCGAAGCCCAUUUCAAUUCUGGACAGAUUAUCGGCCCAAAUUUCUCAGUGAAAAGCGAUAUCAUGAUUAUCCGGAUAUCUUGCAAAUCAUCAGCAGCCGAACCAGAGAGUUCUGUGAACAGAUGAGCCUACAUCCCAAUUUUCUACAGCAAGUUUCCGCAGAGGAAGAGCUAGAUUCACCGCUCAAAUGGAUCUUGAAAGAUAACGAGGGUCUCCGUCUUAAUCCAACAUACAUGUUAUGGCUUCCAGACAGGUUUGUUUUGCCCAAGUAUUUUCAUGAGAAGUUGCAAGAAUUGCUGAUCAUAUCACCUGCAGCAUCUUCAAACUUUGGUCCACAGUUUUCCAAAGAUACGCGCAGUGGAUCUCACUGGAGUGCAAAUGUCGGUUCCAAUAAGUCUUCGAAACGGGGUUCGGUUGAUGUUGCUCUGGAAGAUAUGUCAACCCCCAGACGCUCAUCACUUGUUCCUUCCAGCCUCCUCUCCGAAAAGUCCCCUAAUGAACCUCGCAUCAAAUUUAAGAAUGUGGACUAUGGUUUGUCAAAGUCUGGUCCAGGAACUGCAUCUCCAAAACCCUCGCAGAACGAUAGUUCCACUGCUUCCGAAACUGAUAGUGGUGUUCUGGAUCUCUUUUCGGCGCAUGAAAAGCUUUACAAGAUGUCAACGACUAGAAGGAACUCAGUUCAGCAGGAUCUCCAAAAUCCUCAGGUUGCCACAGGAAACUUUCAAGCAACAUCAAAAAGUGCAUCUGCCCUUCUAAACGAACAGCUUAAGGGCAAAAAUAAUGAAGAAGUGUCUUCCUCAAAAGGUGGAGCUCUUGAGUUUUACCAAAGAGAGUUGUUGCUCUGCAAGAAUGAACUUGAAUUCACGAUUUACAUGAAAUACUUAAACAAGCUCAAUUACAUCAAAUUGAAGACUCAGAUGAGCGAAUUGUCGAGAAAGUUGGCUGAAGCUAUUACCUCGAGCCCUUCUGAGCAGCUGAAGACGAAAAAUACUGAAAACUUGCGUUCGUCAUUGGAAGAACUACAAGCAUCCAGUAAAGCGGCUCUCAUGCACAGUCAAGCUGAGACAGCCAAGCUUUCCGAGAGAGUAGUGGAGCUACAGAAGAGUUUGGAAGCCGUUACACUUGCGUUGACGCAAUCUCGUGAUGAGAACGAGGUGUUGCAGAACGACUACGAUACAUACAAACAAUCUGUUGAGCUGAUUGAAGCAGAAUUACGAGGUCUCAAGAUCAAACAAACCGCUGAUGCCAACAAGUCUAGAAUUCACACAUACCCAGAAACGUCUAGUCCUUUCAUAACGGAACAUGAGGAAGAGCUACAGAAUCUCCGCACCGAAUUGGAGAUGGCUCGAUCGCAAAAUCACACAAUCCAACGAGAGGUUCGUGACCUCGAGGAAAAAUUAGAUCUCACCGUUCGAGGAUACGAAAAACAAGUUGCAAGCUUGAAGCUUGAUCUAGGCGGGGCCGUACGUGAGCAAGUGAGACAUUACGAGAGGAGGAUACAAGAGCUCAACACAACGAUCAUGAAGUACGCCACCUCCAUCGAAGAAAAGAACAACAUGAUUGUGCAACUUUCAACCUCGAAACCCAUCAAGAUCCCCGGAGGGAGAGAUAUGCAAGAGUCUGAAUCGAGCCCUGUCAAACCGAGAAAUAUUCCUGUGCCCUCGAGACAGAACAGAAAUUUCGAAUAUGACACACCAGAUCAGCGAACUAGCAGAAACAUGCAAGAUUUCUUCGAAACAAGAUCAAGUUCAGGCAGCCUGAUGAGGUCCUCAGCGUCGGCUCAACUUGCACAGCCUAGCACCAGACCCCAGGCAAUUUACCGACUGCCAACAACACUGUCAAUCCCGAUUAUCAAGGGUCGUGGUGGAUACCAAAAACGGUCCAAGCGUAUGUAG